This is a messenger RNA of Mollisia scopiformis, 906 nucleotides long. Its product is annotated as NAD(P)-binding protein. Gene Ontology annotation, cellular component: cytoplasm. Bases 1 to 906 code for a protein of 301 amino acids. Gene Ontology annotation, molecular function: oxidoreductase activity, acting on the CH-OH group of donors, NAD or NADP as acceptor. Lineage: Eukaryota; Fungi; Ascomycota; Leotiomycetes; Helotiales; Mollisiaceae. The record is from RefSeq and is a predicted model, not a curated record. The transcript has 2 exons.
AUGGCUAUGAACGUAGCAUCAAAGACGGCCAUUGUCACAGGCGCAGGAUCUGGAAUCAAUCUCUCCUUCGCCAAACUUCUACUCGAAAGAGGCUGCAAUGUCGUGUUCGCAGAUCUCGCACUCCGCCCAGAAGCCCAGGCAGUGGUAGCAGACUACCCCUUAACCUCAGCAGGUGCCAAAGCUGUCUUCCAGAAGACAGACGUGACGGACUGGGUACAAUUAGACAAGAUGUUCGACGUCGCAAUUGAGCAUUUCGGAGGGGCAGAUAUUGUCUGUCCCGGAGCUGGAGUUUAUGAGCCUCCAUUCUCCAACUUCUGGAACUCUCCCGGUACUCCUCCCUCGAAAGACGACCCAGCCCAAUCCCGCUACGCUCUCCUUGACAUCAACGUUACACACCCCAUUCGCGUAACUCAAAUGGCAAUCUCCCACUUCCUCACCAACAAGAAGCCUGGUGUGAUAGUCCACAUAUCUUCUGUCGCUGGCCAAGCUCCCUUCUUUCCCACACCCGUCUACGUCGCUACAAAGCAUGCCACGAAUGGCUUCGUCCGUUCCCUAGCCCCACUCGAGAACCCACCAACGCAUCUGGGGUUGCCGAAAAUUCGAGUCAAUGCUGUAGCACCAGCGAGAAUAUUGACACCGCUGUGGACGGAUAACCCCGAGAAGAUGAAAAUGGUGGGAGACAAUCCUGGAUGGGUUACACCAGAGGAUGUUGCGAAAGUUAUGCUCGAUUUGGUGGAGAAAGAGGAGAAUGUUGGUGGAACUAUAUUUGAGGUAGGGAGUACGGUCAGGAAGGUCGAGGUCUUCAAUGAUGGGGGCCCGAAAUCGGGGAAUAAUCAUGUGGAGAGUGGGCCAGGUUAUGAUGAUGAUAUGUGGGCGAGUUUGAAGAAGCAAUUUGAUGGGAAAUAG